AUGGAACCUGACGACGAUUCUAUCAAUAUUCAAAUUUUCGUUCCUGAACUUCAAGUUCGUAAAUGUUUGACUGUAGGCCUUGGAGAUUUUAUAUGGGACGUAAAACGAAAAUUAUUGGCCACACUUCCACAGGCUCUUCCUCAAGCUUUCAACUAUGGCUUGUUCUUACCGCCAUGUGAUGGACGUGCCGGCAAAUUCUUACUAGAAGAUCGAUGUGUUAAGGAUUAUCCAUUUCAUGAUUGUGUACCAUAUUUAGAGUUGAAAUAUAAGAAACGUGUUUAUAAGAUGUUGAACUUAGAUGAGAAACAACUCAAGAAUCUCCAUACCAAGUCUAACUUGAAGAAGUUCAUGGAAUAUGUUCAAACGAAAAAUGCUGAAAAAGUUGAAAAGCUUUGUACACAAGGCUUAGAUGCUAACUUUCAUGAUGCACAAGGUGAAACACCGUUGACAUUGGCGGCUGGUGUAUCACAGAAUCGAGCUGUGCUUGUUGCUCUUGUAGGUGGCGGAGCUCAUAUUGACUUCCGGAAUUCAGAAGGACAGACAGCGAUGCAUAAAGCUGCUUUUCUAUCAUCGGCCGAUAAUGUGAAGACGUUACUCGAACUAGGAGCAUCACCCAACUACCGUGAUCCUAUUGGUCUAACACCAUUGUAUUACAAUAUGUUAACAACGGAUUCAAAUGAUACAGUUGCUGAAAUGCUCAUGAGAGAAGCGGCUGACAUCGGCGUGACGGAUAUGCAUGGAAAUCAUGAGAUCCAUCAGGCUUGCAAGAACGGUCUGAUCAAACACGUUGAACAUCUCCUCUAUUACGGAGCUAAUGUGGAUGUUGAAAACGUCAACGGAAACACACCUUUACACGUUUGUGCAGUAAACAAUAGACCUGAGUGCGCGCGUGUUUUGUUGUUCAGAGGAGGAAAUCAUCUGAUCGCCAAUAAACAAGGUCAAACAGCUCUACACGUGGCCCAUAUUGUGGGAAAUUCGGCUGUUGCUGAAGUAAUUGGAAAUCAUAACCCAACAGCCUCCGUUCCGUAUCGCGGCACUCCCCAAUAUUCCACUCGACGUAGACUGUCUUCUACCAUCUCACGUCGUCGCUCCCUCAGCCAGUCUUCCCUCUGUAGCAGUCAGGACGUUUACCGAACGCCACAGGGGCCUCGUCGGACACCACUGGUGAUUCCUCCUUCUCCAACACCAUCAAGAAGUAGUCGAACAACCGUGACGCCAUCUGAAUACGGCACCAUGAGACGUUAUGCUCCUGAAGUCUUAAAAGGAAUGGCUCCAGGUCAUGAGGCCAACACUCCGCGAAUCCUUGUGAUUCCUCGAGGACCAAAAGGAUUCGGCUUCAUACUUCGUGGAGCUAAAGAUGUAAAUACUGCCAUGGAGUUUGAGCCUUCACUCAUGACUCCCGCCCUUCAGUUUUUCGAAGGUGUGGAUAUGUCCGGGAUGGCGAUGAGAGCAGGCCUGCGGCCAGGAGACUAUCUGCUUGAAAUAGACGGUAUCGAUGUUCGAUGUGCCAGUCAUGAGCAAGUAGUUCAUCUCAUUCAACAAGCCGGAGACACUAUAACUUUAAAAGUAAUCACGAUAGACUCUGGAGGGUCGUCCAUGAAUGGCGAUACAAUUAGCCGUCGUCAUCAAUCAGUUGGACGAUCAGCAGCUCCUCCGCCGCCUCUCCGUCACCCUUCGACCAGUUUAUCACUGCGUGGAAGUCAAAGUUUAUAUGGAUUUCUAGGUGAUCAAGAAGAUUAUUACGCAGCUGGACAGAUGAGAGGAACUUAUGGUGAAGCGCGUUGUGCCUCAGUCAAACAUCGAUCAACCGUAGGGCGAAGGAUAUCCGCCGCCGAAUUAGAAAGUUUGAUGGUUCGACAAGCUGCCGGACAGCAAUAUCAGCCUUUACCUUAUGACCAAGAAUCAUUAUGUUCGCAGGGACCGAAAAAAUAUAAUUCUGUUUCGGAUAUGAAACGGAGGAAACAGCAGCGAUGUGCUCCAUCGCCUCAGUUGAGCGGACUACCCCGAACUAACUAUGAAUAUCAGGCUCCUCUCCAAGAAAAUAUUUAUGGAAGCUCUUUGAAAACAUAUACAUCUUCUCCUGAUAUAACGCAUAUGAACUCCUUUGAUUCAAUGGAUGAAGAUAGCCCAACCCCUCUGCCUACACAUGAUCUGCGAAGAGGUAGCGUCGAUGAUUCUGAGUACUCUCGACCGUUCCGUCCAGCAUCUCGCCCUAAAACACCCCCACCACCCCCUCCACUAGCUAAUCAUUCUUCUAAUAGAACUGCUGCUCCUCCACCUCCUCCUCCUCCACCACCUCAAAGUUUUCAUCCAAAUAACCGAUUAGGACAUUCAACAUCGUCACCUGCCAUACACCACUCGAUGGCUCCUACAACUUCAUCAGUCCCACCUCCACCUCCCCCUCCAUCAGGUGGAAUGGGUGCACCCCCACCUCCCCCUCCUCCUCCUCCACCUGACCUUAUGAAGACAUCAUCGAGUGCUCCUACGUUGCCUGCCUCUCCUAUGAAGAAUAUUCUGGCAUCUGCUCUCCAAAAUCAAGCAACGCAACUAAGAAAAGUUACUAAUACGGAUAAAAAGCGAGAAAGAGGCGGACAACCAGACUUUCAAACGGAUCUUCGAAAUGCUUUAGCAAAACGAAGAAGUAAAGUUGCUCAUGAUGAUGAUGAAGAUGAUCGUCGAGAUGAUAUGAAUAACAAGUUCGGUGGAUUGUCUUUGAGAGAGUCAGUUCGUGAGAAUGUACAGGCAAAAGAUGUGAAACAGCAUUCGCCUCCCGGAAUAGCGCAGAAGAAAGAUAGUGGAUACACUUCUUCUCGAACAUCGUUAGAGCCGUCUGAAUGUGAUGAGCGAUCCUCAGAUCAUCAUCAUCACCCUCAUUUCUCUUUAGAUAACUCUCCUCCAGGUCAUAAAGUCACAUUGAUAUCUCAACACAUAGAAGAUGGUUAUGGAAGAAAGAACAUUGACAAUAUGUCUGUCACUUCUUCUCUAUCAACCCUCUCUGGUUGUUCGGCUGAUUCUUCUUCCAACAAUAAAACUUUCCGUCCAAUCCUGCCACCAGUUGACUACGACGAUCCAGAUUCCGGAACUGGAGAUUCAGAUGGUGAAUUCAGAAAUGCGGACCAUUGUUCAUUUGAGCGGAAGGACGUAAUAAGCUGGAGUUGUGGUGAAGUAUUAGCUUGGUUGGAUGCCAUUGGUUUAUCUGAGUAUAGGGAUGCAUUCCGAUCCCGUCAUAUAUCAGGAUGUGCUUUAUCCAAAUUUGAUCGAACGGCAUUUACACAACUAGGUGUAACCCGUAUAGCUCACCGUCAAAAAAUGGAAACAUCAAUCCGAAAUUACUUGAACAAUAAUAAUAAUUAA
Messenger RNA from Auanema sp. JU1783, 3354 nucleotides. Lineage: Eukaryota; Metazoa; Nematoda; Chromadorea; Rhabditida; Rhabditidae. The record is from the annotation of a GenBank genome assembly.